This is a messenger RNA of Lontra canadensis (Northern American river otter), 2793 nucleotides long. It is a transcript of the gene S1PR2, whose product is annotated as sphingosine-1-phosphate receptor 2. Gene Ontology annotation, molecular function: sphingosine-1-phosphate receptor activity. The record is from RefSeq and is a predicted model, not a curated record. NCBI's taxonomy places the organism in Eukaryota, Metazoa, Chordata, Mammalia, Carnivora, Mustelidae. The transcript is spliced from 4 exons. Gene Ontology annotation, cellular component: membrane. The coding region runs from base 317 to 1375 and encodes 352 amino acids. Gene Ontology annotation, biological process: sphingosine-1-phosphate receptor signaling pathway.
UGUCUCUCCCCGCCCCCCUCUGUCCCCGGUCGGGAGCCCCGGGACGCAGUCCCAGUACGGCGGGCAGCCCCAGCCCCUGCCGAUGCCGUCCCGGGGACGCAGACGCCAGAGCGAGCCCCUCCGGCUAGGGCAGGGACCCGGGCCGGCCCAGCCAGGCCUGGCCAUUCCCUGGCUCUGAGCCCAGUGACCUCUUACUGAGCCUCUGGGAAGAAGUUAGGACGGCCUUGGUGAAGGAAGCCUCCAUAAAUCUUCCUCUUGGCUGCCAGACCAGAAGCUCUGACAGCCCCAUGGCCCUGGUGGGCCACUGAGCCCCACCAUGGGCAGCCUGUACUCAGAGUACCUAAGCCCCAGCAAGGUCCGGGAACACUACAAUUACACCAAGGAGACUCUGGACACUCAGGAGACGCCCUCCCGCCAGGUGGCCUUGGCCGUCAUCAUCAUCCUCUGCUUCGCCAUCGUGGUGGAGAACCUGCUGGUGCUCAUCGCGGUUGCUCGCAACAGCAAGUUCCACUCAGCCAUGUACCUGUUCCUGGGCAACCUGGCCGCCUCGGACCUGCUGGCAGGAGUGGCCUUCGUUGCCAAUACCUUGCUGUCGGGCCCGGUCACGCUGGGGCUGACCCCGGUGCAGUGGUUUGCCCGAGAGGGCUCCGCCUUCAUCACACUCUCUGCUUCUGUCUUCAGCCUCCUGGCCAUUGCCAUUGAGCGGCAUGUGGCCAUUGCCAAGGUCAAGCUCUACGGCAGUGACAAGAGCUGCCGCAUGCUGCUGUUGAUCGCGGCCUCGUGGCUCAUCUCGCUGGCUCUCGGCGGCCUGCCCAUCCUUGGGUGGAACUGCCUGGGCCAUCUCGAAGCCUGCUCCACUGUUCUGCCGCUCUACACCAAGCACUACGUGCUCUGUGUGGUCACCAUCUUCUCAGUCAUCUUACUGGCCAUCGUCGCUCUGUAUGUCCGCAUCUAUUGCGUGGUCCGCUCCAGCCAUGCCGACGUGGCCGGCCCCCAGACGCUGGCCCUGCUCAAGACGGUCACCAUCGUGCUGGGUGUCUUCAUUGUCUGCUGGCUGCCGGCCUUUAGCAUCCUGCUCCUGGACUACGCCUGCCCCGUCCGGUCCUGCCCUGUCCUCUACAAGGCCCACUACUUCUUUGCCUUCGCCACUCUGAACUCACUGCUCAACCCCGUCAUCUACACGUGGCGCAGCCGGGACCUGCGGCGAGAGGUGCUGCGGCCGCUGCGAUGCUGCCGGCGGGCAGCGGGGGUUCAAGGACGGCGGGGUGGGACCCCGGGCCAUCGACUCCUGCCUCUCCGCAGCUCCAGCUCCCUGGAGAGGGGCACACACAUGCCUACGUCGCCCACGUUUCUGGAGGGCAACACGGUGGUCUGAGGGGCAAGUAGGCCACCAGGCCACGGCACAGGGCUCUGUGAGCUGUCUCCCUGGACAGAGAGGGGGCUGCGAAGCAAGAUGCCCGUACACCACAGACCUGGGUGACAUUGAAAAUAUUUCACCCUGGGCUCGGCCCGCUGAGACCCCCCACCCGGCAGAUGGCAGAGCUCCAACGGGGUCAGAGGCUAGUGCAGUAACUAAUGUGACCGCCUUCAGAACUGGAUCGUGGGGAGGCCCCAGGGGACCUGGAAGGGGCCUGGGUGACACAGCCGGCAAGCACUCAGGUGACACGGCAGGCAAGCACUCCAGGUGGGGAGCUCAGGGCAGGAACAAUUCACAACCCGAUACAAGGGAUUUCAACAUUUCACGACUCUCUGACCCUCUGCCCUGCAUGGAACUUCCCUCUCUGAAUCCAGCCCCGCUGUCACCUUUUCCUGACAACCUUAAGUCACUUCCCCACAACCACUGUUCCCAAAGGGCUGGAGGCCUCCUCCCUGACUGUCCUGGGUGGCCCCAGCUGACAAUUGCAAGGCCCCAGUCCACAGCUUCCCCAAAUUUCACCAGCUGCCCACUUUGGCGGCUUCUUCCCUUUCCUCUGUCUCUCCACGAGAUGCUGGCAAACCACAGGGUUGGGGGUAGAUGCUGGAUGCUAUUCUCAGACCUCACUGGCCAAUUGCACUAUUUGGGGGUAUAAAGGAGUCACCAAGGGCUGGAAAAACUGGUCUGGGGGGGUGCUGAGGAGGGCUCUGGGCCUCCUGGUGGGAAAGGGUGGAACUUGAGAAGGUUCUAGGGGAGCUGUUGGCAGAGGACCCCCAUUCCUAAAAACCACCCCCCUGCCCAAGGUACUCCCACCUCCAGCGCAGCCAGGGUAAGCAGAUCUCCUGAGGCAGGGCAGCCUUGAGUCUGCUGUGCCUCCUUUCAAGUUGCAUUGUAUGGAGAAACAUGGGGGUCGGGGGGCCAAGGACGACGUUUGUGGGGUGCUCCCUUCUCGCCUGCCCCAGAAGGACUUCGCUAAAUUCCAUGGUUAUAUGGAAGGGAUGUUGCGGUACAAAUAUAUAUUUAUGUGUGUCUAUGUGUGCAUGUGUGUGAUGCGUGUGACCUCCUCUCCCCAUCAUGCUCCCCCAGAACGGAUGCUGUUGUUGUCUCACGUCUGUGUUGAAGCUGCCAAAGAGGGGUUGGCCCCCGCACAGACCCCUUUGUAAUUGCUGGCUCAUCUCCCCGCUUGAGAGCUGGGGUACAGCUCGCCUCGGGGAAGGAAACCUCAUGCCUCAAAGCAAUUUCUUGUGAAUGCAAAGGCUGGGGAAGAGGGUGUUGGGGGGCAAGGAGCCAGUCGGGGGCCUGUCUUCCCCCAUACAGCUCCCCAGAUUCCCCUCGUGCCUGAGACCCGGACCCAGGCCAAUAAACGGUUCAAUUCCUCA